Molecule: messenger RNA, 1875 nt
Organism: Marmota flaviventris (yellow-bellied marmot)
Lineage: Eukaryota; Metazoa; Chordata; Mammalia; Rodentia; Sciuridae
Gene: Pcyt2
Product: phosphate cytidylyltransferase 2, ethanolamine
Biological process (GO): phosphatidylethanolamine biosynthetic process
Cellular component (GO): cytoplasm
Molecular function (GO): ethanolamine-phosphate cytidylyltransferase activity
Source: RefSeq, a predicted model, not a curated record
GGAGCUGCGGGACCGCACCGCCGCUGCGGGGCCAUGAUCCGUAACGGGCACGGGGCGGCGGGCGGCGCGGAGCGGCCGAGCCCAGCGGGCAGGCGCGCGGUGCGGGUGUGGUGCGACGGCUGCUAUGACAUGGUGCAUUAUGGCCAUUCCAACCAGCUGCGCCAGGCACGAGCCAUGGGAGAUUACCUGAUUGUGGGCGUUCACACCGAUGAGGAGAUCGCCAAGCACAAAGGGCCCCCGGUGUUCACCCAGGAGGAGAGAUACAAAAUGGUGCAGGCCAUCAAGUGGGUGGACGAGGUGGUGCCUGCGGCUCCCUAUGUCACCACCCUGGAGACGCUGGACAAGUACAACUGCGACUUCUGUGUGCACGGCAAUGACAUCACACUGACUGUAGAUGGCCGUGACACCUACGAGGAAGUGAAACAGGCUGGGAGGUACAGAGAGUGCAAACGCACCCAGGGCGUAUCUACCACAGACCUCGUGGGCCGCAUGCUGCUUGUGACCAAGGCCCAUCAUAGCAGCCAGGAGAUGUCCUCCGAGUACAGGGAGUACGCAGACAGCUUUGGCAAGCCCCCUCACCCGACACCUGCCGGGGACAUACUUUCCUCAGAAGGCUCCUCCCAGUGUCCUAGGGGGCGCAACCCCUGGACAGGGGUGUCCCAGUUUCUACAGACAUCCCAGAAGAUCAUCCAGUUUGCUUCUGGGAAGGAGCCCCAGCCAGGGGAGACGGUUAUCUAUGUGGCUGGUGCCUUUGACCUGUUCCAUAUUGGGCACGUGGACUUUCUCGAGAAGGUGUACAGGCUAGCUGACAGGCCCUACGUCAUCGCCGGCCUGCACUUUGACCAGGAGGUCAAUCGCUACAAGGGGAAGAACUACCCCAUCAUGAACCUGCAUGAGCGGACCUUGAGUGUGCUGGCCUGCCGGUAUGUGUCAGAAGUGGUGAUUGGGGCCCCAUAUGCGGUCACAGCAGAGCUCCUGGGUCACUUCAAGGUGGACCUUGUAUGUCAUGGGAAGACAGAAAUCGUGCCUGACAGGGAUGGCUCUGAUCCCUACCAGGAACCCAAGAGGAGAGGCAUCUUCUAUCAGAUUGACAGUGGCAGUGACCUCACUACGGACCUCAUUGUGCAGAGGAUCAUUAAAAACAGGUUAGAGUAUGAGGCACGAAACCAGAAGAAAGAAGCCAAGGAGCUGGCCUUCCUCGAGGCCACCAGGCAGCAGGAGAUACAGCCUGUGGGGGAGGGCGACUAGACUUCCGACUGGAGGACUGUCACGGAGAGCCCCUGUGCCGGUGCCUGCCCCGCUCUGCUUCUGCGUCUUAGAGUUUGGCUCACGCAAUUCUAGAGGAAGCUGCAGCACCACCCACUAACUGGCCUGGCUCCAGCAGGGCUGGUGGGGAGGGCACUACUCCUGCCUGCCUGCAAGGUGCCUGUUUUGUAGUGGGCUCUCAGCUCCUCCUGCUCAGAGAAGGCAUCCGGCAGUGGAGCAGCCCAGCAGGCAGGGUGGGCAGAGAGGACCAGUGAUAUUGAAGGCUGUUGCUCCUGUGUGCUUCCAUCCAGUGGUUUCUAACUGCUGCUCCUCCCCCAUCUUGGAGAGAGAUGACCCUCCUGCCUGGCUGGAGGCUGCACUUCUUGCUUAUCCAGCUUUGUGGAAGGCACAGAGUGGAUGGCUUUGGGGAGCUGUGUUCCUGGGGUCACUCCCCAUUGGGCACCCUGUGCCCUGCAGCUCAUCCCAGUACCCUGUGCCUGGCUCCAGGAAGGUGCACUUGUCCUGCUGCCCUCCCAACAGACUUCCUGGUCUUGAUUUGUACAUCUCUGGUGCAACUGAAUAAAGCCUGCUGGGAAGUGCUGUGUCUGCCCCCAGCUCACCCACCCACCA